Mucor mucedo is the source of this 915-nucleotide messenger RNA. RefSeq names its product Sucrase/ferredoxin-like-domain-containing protein. The coding region runs from base 1 to 915 and encodes 304 amino acids. The record is from RefSeq and is a predicted model, not a curated record. The transcript has 3 exons. NCBI's taxonomy places the organism in Eukaryota, Fungi, Mucoromycota, Mucoromycetes, Mucorales, Mucoraceae.
AUGGUAGUUUUUACAAAAAAAUCCUUAGGCUCUCUUGCAGGCUUUGGCAACCCCGACCUUCUUCCUCCUGCAGAAUUACUUGCUGAAAUACCACACCAUGAAGACGAAGAUGUGGACGAUUGUACCGGUUGUGCCAAUCCCUGUGCAGACCAUAAAGCAUACCCCUCCAACCUCAAAAUCGAGCUUGAUUUCCCUAUUUUGGGGUCUGUGAAGCCUUACGGACGUCACAUCAUUAUUGCCACAGGAUGCUCCGACUGGCCAAAGCACAUUGAAGAUGACAAUGGCACAUUUGCUCAAAGUCUUUCGAACGCACAACGCACAAGUCAACCUUGGAAAAAUUUAAUGACGAAUUCAUCACUUGUUUCAAUCCAUUCAACCGUUCCUGAUUCAUGUGACGUAAUGAUCUUUCCCGAUAAUAUUAUUGUAUCCAAUGUUACAUCUGAUAAGGCACAGGAUUUUUACGACUUAUUUAUCGGUACUGCUUUACCCACACAACCCAUGGAUAUUGAAUUCAUGAAUAAGGAUGAUCGUUUGGGUGAAAUGCAUAUUAUCAAAAACCCCUACAAGACCUUGCUGCUUUUAUGUUCACAUCGAAAGAGAGACAAGCGCUGCGGUGUCACUGCCCCAAUUUUAGCCCAAGAGUUUGAUCAUGUGCUUCGAGAAAAGGACAUUAGCGAGCAUGAAGCUGCUGUAAUUAUGGUUAGCCAUAUUGGAGGCCAUAAAAUUGCAGGCAAUGUUAUUUGUUAUACCAACGAAGGUACAAGAGGUGUCUGGUACGGAAGAGUCAAAACUUGCCAUUGUCGUCCAAUUGUAGAGGAAACCGUCAUUAAGGGCAAAAUCAUCAAAGAUAUCUACCGUGGUGCUAUGGACAACAGUUUUGAAAAACAAACAAAGCGAUCCAUUUUAAACUGGUAG